GGAAACGCCCACUAUGACUUCCGGGGUGAGAGGUCGCCGGAGGAUCCAAGAUGUCUGCGCCCGACGAGCUGUUCUGCUGGGAGGGCGACUGGGGACUCCCGUCCGUGGACCCCGACUGUCUAGUCCUACUGGCCUACGCGAAGUUCGCCGGGGCUCCUCUCAAAGUCCAGAAGAUCUCCAACCCAUGGAGAAGCCCCUCAGGUUCUCUUCCUGCCCUUAGGACGAACAAGGGGGAGGUCCUCUCGAGGACGAGUGACAUCAUCAUCCACCUCCGGAAGCAGAAAUACAACGCUGACUACGACCUGUCGGCCCGGGAGGGGGCGGACACACUGGCCUUCAGCUCGCUGCUGGAGGAGAGGCUGCUGCCGGCCCUGAUCCACACCUUCUGGAUGGACAGUAAGAACUACGUGGAGCUCACGCGGCGCUGGUACGCGGAGCACCUGCCCUUCCCCCUCAGCCUGGUGGUCCCGGGACGCAUGCAGGCCGCGCAGCAGGCCCGCCUCCGCCUGGCCCGCAGCGACGAGGCGCUGGACGGGGGGGAGGAGCUGGAGAAGGAGCUCUACCACGACGCGGCCGAGUGUAUGAACCUGCUGUCCCAGCGCCUCGGCACCAGCAAGUUCUUCUUCGGAGACUCCCCCUCCUCCCUGGACGCGGUGGUCUUCGGACACCUGGCCCCCCUGCUGAAUGCCAAGCUGCCCAACGCCAAGCUGCAGCAGCAGCUCAAGUCCCUGGACAACCUGACCCUCUUCUGCUCCAACAUCCUGCUGCUCUACUUCCCCGGCGACGGCCGAGAGAACGCGGGGCGCAAGGCGUCCUCCCCCGCCGAGGGGGGCGACUUCGACCACGUGCCCAACAAGCGCCGCAAGCAGAUCCUGUCGGCGCUGACGGCGGUGGGCGCCAUGCUGGCCUACGCCCUCUUCACCGGCAUCCUGUCCGUCAGACACGUCCACCAGAGGGCGCUGGAGGCCUCCCCGGGCCGGACCGCCGCCGACGAUGAGGAGGACGAGGACGAGGACUGAGGAAGAGGAGGAGCGGGAUGGGGAGGAGGACUGAGGAUGCUGUUCUUUAUUUAUCUUCCUCUGAGGAACAGGAAGUGUUGCCAUGGACACUAGGGGGAAUUUGCUUUGUUAAGGGGGUCUCUCGUUAAGGGGGUCUCUCGUUAAGGGGGUCUCUCGUGAAGGGGUCUCUAGUUAAGGGGUUUCUCGUUAAGGGGGUCCCUCGUUAAGGGUUUCCCUCGUUAAGGGGGUCCCUCGUUAAGGGGGUCUCUCGUUAAGGGGGUUUCUCAUUAAGGGGAUCUCUCAUUAAGGGGUCCCCAUUAAGGGGGUCUCUUGUAGGAGCUGGCUUGGCCAUUGAGCCAGUCCUCACUAAUAACAAAAUGAUUGUGGAAACACUAGGGAGCAAUGAUGGAAACGGCCCAAGAAAUGAUAGGAGUCCAACUUCAUUCCACUUCAGUUCGAUCUGAUUGGCUGCUUGGCUGAACCAAUCGCGCCAAAAUCAGUUGAGUUGCAGCCUACUAUACUCUGCUGAUAGCCAAUGAGAGGCUAGCCAUGGUCAUUAUGGCUUGUUGUCUGGUUGUAAAGAAUAUAUAUAAUAAAAUAUUUCCAGUGAG
Gadus morhua (Atlantic cod) is the source of this 1609-nucleotide messenger RNA. RefSeq names its product metaxin-1. The record is from RefSeq and is a predicted model, not a curated record. Gene Ontology annotation, biological process: mitochondrion organization. NCBI's taxonomy places the organism in Eukaryota, Metazoa, Chordata, Actinopteri, Gadiformes, Gadidae. Bases 51 to 1019 code for a protein of 322 amino acids. The transcript is spliced from 8 exons. Gene Ontology annotation, cellular component: SAM complex; cytoplasm.